UCACAUUUCGAGUAAUAUUCUACUUCCAUUUUGGUAAUAACCCUUACAAACUAUGAGUCAAGAAAUGCUAUCAUACAAGCCCCGAUCCGCGUUAGGAGAUGUAACUAAUCAAGUUGGGAAAAAAGGGUUUUGUUCCAUUUAUAAGAAAGAUGAAAGUGUUCUGAUUUCAAAGAAAGAAUGCUUAAGAGUAGAUGAAAACUAUAACACACAGAUUAAAGACUCUAUAUCGAGGCCUCAGUUGUGCGGUCAGAUCGAUUCGCUGACGGGGAGUAUCGUAGGUAAUGUGUCUAAGGUUGUGUGUGAAAUUAAGGAACCAUGCCCGCCAGAUGUUCGACAAAAUGCCACAUUGACCUCUUCUGCUACUGUUAAUGAUGGUGAUGUUGUCAAAGAUGUUUGUGAAUCUACACAACUGAUAACCUCUGUCCCACCGGAUGAAAACGGGAUUGCUGUACCACAAGUUGAAUUGAAUAGAGUGGUGGGAAAUGAUUUGGGUAUGGAUGAUGGCAAUGGGGUCAGUCUUGAUAAGUUGGAUUUGAUCAAAGAUGAGUGUCUUGAUUGGUCAAGAUUGCUCGAGUCAAGGAGUGGUUUAGAGAGAUGCAUUGGACAGAAGGGUGAUGGAUCCUCGAACGUGUGUAUGGACAUGAUCAAAACUUGUUCAUGUUCUUUCUGCAGGAAAGCUGCUUGCCUUUGGUCUGAUCUACACUGCCAGGAUAUUAAAGGCCGCAUAAACGCAAUAAAGAAGAGUCAGAAACAAGCGAGCAUUUUGGUCGACCGAAACAGCAUGAAUGGAGCAAGAAACUUUGGAAAAUUUUCAAACUCGGAGUCAGAUCUCACGGGUCGAUGGAAGUCACUUUUUCUUCAUAUGGAGAAUGUAUUUGUUCGUGAGGGCACUCAACUAGAAACAAGCUUAUCUACCCUGAACCAAUUAGUGGAUGAUUGCAUGACUAAUUCAGAGAAAAAUUAGUAUUCUUAUGUCUCAAUCUUGUACAUGUAAUGGUAGUUUUCUAAGUAGCUUGUUUGCUUGACUUUUACCUUUAUAUCUUGUU
Messenger RNA from Helianthus annuus (common sunflower), 1046 nucleotides. RefSeq lists its product as uncharacterized. The record is from RefSeq and is a predicted model, not a curated record. Bases 53 to 964 code for a protein of 303 amino acids. The transcript has 4 exons. NCBI's taxonomy places the organism in Eukaryota, Viridiplantae, Streptophyta, Magnoliopsida, Asterales, Asteraceae.